UGAAACCCGUGUUUUUUUUAAAUACAGUUUCCCUGAAAGGCCCUUGUAGACACGGUUAAAUACACGGCUUGCCUAGGCUCUUCGUAAACCUAUAAUUCGUUGAUUUCCGGUUUGACCGAUCACAGCUGAUACUUUGCAGCUGGAUGUUGAGUCAGCUUUUCUAUCGCCUCAGUGUGACAUGUGUGAGUUGGUCCAAUGGAACUUGUUAAUCGUUAAUGAUAUAUUGGCAAAACUGUGUAGAUGUAUGACUUAAGCCAUUUGCAUGUCUACACUUCAGCAAUUCAGAAUAAUUAUUCUACAGAAGCGUUUUCCUGGUUAUAUUGGCUUUAAUAUACUAGCUGAACAGAUAGCAACGCUUAUGUCCCUUUAAAAUUGUUGUCUCUGUUGUUAAGUUAAGUUCUCUGUACUGCGGCAAUUAAUGUAGGAUUUUUUUUUCCUUUUCAAGAAAAUAGUGAUAAUGUAAGCUCGGAAAAAGUCACACAUUUGUUGUUUUCCAUUAUCAAUUGCGUUGUUACGUUUCAUUAGGCAGAUUACUAUGUAAAAUGCAACGAACACGUUUUCACAGCUUGGUUCUUGCUUCUGUUUGACGGUGACGAAUGUGGCAUUUCUUUGUUACAUAAAGCUGUACCAACAGCCACGACAAGGAGAGGCAAGCGGUUAAAACCUGUUUUGACUUCGACAAUUUCUAAUAAUUUCGUGUAUGAAUCUUCGCAGUUUAUUAAACAACGGCGAGUACACACGAACCUACUGCCCUGAAACGCCAAUGCCAGUAACAAAUACAAACACAAAUAAUUUAUUUGAAUAUUCUCCUGAGCGCUUUUCAGUAACUAAUAUACUCUUUGCACGCCCUUGUAACAUAGAGCAAAAUCGGCCAUGCUAGCACGCAAGUUACACAGUGGGUCAUCCAAAAACAAAGAAACUCGUACCAGUCCAGCUUGACUUUCCUUUGUACAUUUCGUCACAGUUUGUUUGGAGUUUACUGAUAAACAUAUUGUUUAACUGAUUGCGCCGAUUUCAAGACAGUCAAGAGCCUUAUGUAUCAGCAAUUACUUGUUAUCUUUGCAGCUACAAAGUUUCUUUUCCAGGGUUUGCGUUUGUAACUUGCACAAAUACUCCAUUGCAAUGAGAUAGCUUUGAAUUAUUUACAAACUAAAUCAUGUACUUAGUCCCGAUCUUGUCGAUAAUUUAUUCUCUGGAAACUUUAAUUUGUUUUUGUUCAUUGAGCACAACAGAGCCCUUUUGGCAUCUGUUCGAUCUUUCUACAGACUGUGGCAUUUUAAAAUUGUAACGUAAUUUUUAUUGUUUAAUAUGAACAGUGAGCUGGAUCCGACGUUUGGUGAGAAACAAAAACUGAUCCUAAUCUACAUCCUGCCGUGAUACGGGCACAGGAACAUGAAUAACUCAGAAAGUGUAACAACCUCAAUCCAUCGGUUAUGCUCAAAACAUUUCAUGCGUUUCAAAGAACCAAACUUUUCGGAAAUUCUGGUCCAUCAAAACGGACGGAAGAACAAAAAAACGAAAAUCAAUAUUUGGCACUUUACCGUACUUUUUGGUUCAGUACGGGUGUGAUCUAAAAUAAUCUGUGAAUAUUAAAGGCCCUAUAUAUUGGUGGUCGUAAAAAGAAUCAUAAAAUUUAACCGUUAUGGUUGUUAUCCAAGAGCUAUAAGGUUACACAGGGUAUUCAUACUUAACGCACUUCAGUGAAGUUCGUUAAGUAUUCACACUUAACGAGUAUUGAUACUCAACGAACUUCAGUGAAGUUACAACUUCAUACUUAACGAUCUUCAGUGAAGUUCUUUAAGUAUUUCUGUUUAUUUGUCUGCUACUGAAUUGGAUGAAGCAAAAAUACGUUCAAUUGAAAUGCAAAGCUGAUUGACAACAUUGUAUUCAGUGCGGUUCCGUUUUAGACUGCUUCACCGCCUCGGGCUUGUUUCACUGGUGUCGGUGAAUUCGUCUUCCCCUGCUAUACAUCUUUAAUUUCAUUGAGACAUCCACUAAAGUGUUGACUGUUAAAUAAGAAAGGAGAAAAUUUCUCUAAUUAUGUUUUUUUUUCAGUUAGCCACGAUGGAAUAAGGUGUCUGUCUAAAAAUCCUAUGCCUGAAUAGAUGUAUUUAUUUUUAUGAUUGACACCAGCAGAGAUGUACGUACCGAGAAACCUAAGCCGGUCUCAGACUUAGAAGAUAUUGGACCAGUAACAAAGCAUUUUGAUUGGCUGAUAUUACUAAAUGGCCCUUUGAGAAACAAUGAACUAGUUUUCUUCCUUUAGAAGGCUAUGCAGCAAACUUAACAUAAUCACAUCUAAGAAGAUGACCAGCAAAUGGCAAGAAAAUUGAAACAACAAAUUUCCACGUUUGUUGCUUCGACUUCUUUUCCACCGUGAAUGACAACGUUUCUGUAAUAGACGGUAUGGAGGGUAGUAAAAAACUAGAAAACGUUCAUUGUACCGAACCAACAAAUUUCCACGCUUGUUGCUUCGAUUUCCUUUCCAUCGUGAGCGGAAACGUCAUUUCCGGAAUAAACACUGAAUAUGAGCCACCAUUGGAUGAAUAUAUUCCUUGUUUUAAGAGCGCGGUCAAUAAAAUGACAUGACUUUUCUUAAUGAAGGCAAAGAGUUGAUGGUGGAGCAGAGCACAAAAGCACUUCAAUAUAAGGAAGCCACAGUGGACAAGAAAGAUGCAAUCAUUAUCGGACUUUGAGAAGAAUUUGAACAAGAAAUUGGCGUCUGAUGACUUUGACGACAUAGCAGAAGCCAUCACACCGAAAACGCUUGGAGCGUGCAGCACAAAUACUCUUCUGAAGGCAUUUGAGGUUAGUGGCUAUUUGAAAUACCAAGCUCACAAGGACAGGCCAGAUGUGGAAGAACUAGAAAAAUUGGCAAAUUCUGUAGAGGAAUUUACGACUUGUCUCAUAGAUCCUCUCAAGUCGGAUACAAAAGACAGGGAAGCUUUUGGUGAUUCGCUGGACUUGAUCAUUGACAAAGCCAUUGAAUAUAAUCAAGGAAAGUUUCUGUCCCACCCAGUUGUUUAUAACUUGCUUGAAAAAGUUUGGAGAGGACGAUUUGCUGGCUUGAGAUCAAAAUACAGAUGGAAAUGGACAUUACUGAGGCUUUAUAGCUUACUGGAUAUCAUUCUCUUCCCGUUGCUGUUCGCAUUUUUGUUUGUUAUUCAUUCGAUCAAUGCAUGGAGAAGAAAGUCUAAAGAUCUGGAACUUUGCUUCAUUCUUAAUGCCACCGGGAAGAAAGGAAAAGAGGACUUCAAGAAGAUGAUAGGCUGCAUCAAAUACAUGAUAGAGCGGAUUGGCGUCAAAUCUGCCAACUACUGCCUGAUAAGCUUCAAGAAGGGAAAAGCCUUUCAACACGUAAGGUUCGACGUCAAUUCGUUCUUCAAAGAUGACAAAGACCUGCUUUUUAAAAGGCUUGAUGCCUUAAAUCCACCGGUGAACUGUUGCCCAGCCCUGCACGAUGACUUUAACCAAGCAGUGGAGGCCUUCAAGACCCAGGCUAUAAGGAUAACUUCAAAGAAGAUUAUCAUUCUCUUCACAAAUGACACAACUGGAUCGUUCGGUCCUCAAAAAGGAAGAUUACUGCUCAAGACAAAACAUCUAACCGAGUCUGUUGGAGUAAAAAUUGUGCCCGUUGCUGUUGGAGAACGUCCCCUUGUGGAGGACCUCGAGCUUAUUUCAUCAGGAAACAAAGUCAUCCGUUGUCCAUUGGAAGAUCGGGCAAAACUUGGCAAUAAGCUGUUAAGAGAGGUUUACGAAGAGGAUCUUUAUGAUCGCUACCUGGAGUACUUCACCACACCAUACUUCAUAUUUUUUAGAGACACGCUUAGCUACCUGUCUCUCCUAGGUCUUCACAUCGCAAUCUGCCUCUCGCCAUCAGUUGUUCCUUUCUCAGCUGUGGAAUGGGUGAUCGCCGUUUUUUUCGUUGGGCGCUUCCUCUCGGAGUUCAAACAAUAUAACAACAGAAAGACAUCGAAGAGACUCGAAAAGCGUAAAAGUCUUUCUAGAAAACAUGGACAAUAUGUUUAUCAGCAAUCUGGGAGUAGCCAUGAUGACAACCUGGAUUUGCCUAUUGAAGUGGAGGAUUACCACUCGCGAUUGGUUUUCAGCACGAUGGGAAAAUACUUCAUUGAUCGUUGGAACGUGUUGGACUUCAUCAUGCUCGUCAUUUAUGUAGUCACGUUCAUGUUGCGCGUGGUGACUUGGGGUGUGUCCACUUCCACAACUGGCAGUCGAGCAUUGGUUAUCGCUGGCUACUGUUAUGGCCUGAACACCAUGAUUCUGACACUACGGGUCUUUGGCCAUAUGAUGGAAGCGAGCUCGGUGACGGGCACGACGCAUAUUGCUCUAAUGAGCAUUAUUGAAGACGUGGCCAUAAUCUUCUUCCAGUUCCUUGUAGGAAUACUUGCAUUUUCUCUGGCAAUGACCAAAAUCUAUGUUGCUGAAGGCUCGUUUAUCUCAAGUGAGGAGAGAUUGCUGCGUGAUAAAAGGGAUAAUACAGAUUGUAACAGUUCUGGAUUGUCCUGUUGGUGGGGAAUCAUGAAGCAUCUAAGCUGGACGCUGCUGGGAGUGACAGAACUGGAUGUUUUCAACGCUGGUGUGGAAACUCCAUCAGAUCACCUGGCUCAAAUUUUGUACGCUGUAUUUAUCAUUGCUGCCCUCGUCCUGCUUGUUAAUAUGAUGAUUGCGGUGCUCUCCAACACAUAUGAACGAGUACAGAAAAAUUCUUUGAGCGAGUGGUCAUUCAAGAAAGCUGUAACAAUCCGAACAUACAGAGACUAUCAUCCGAUUCCAGUACCACUAAACCUGCUAUCUCAGCCUGUAUUAGCGUUGUGUAGGGACUCGGAAGAAGUGAAUGAACAGGACGAAGAACUGUUGGAGAGAAAGGUUGAGGCAUUAGAUUACAUCAUUGAAAAGUUAAAGGUGGUUUAUUUUGCGAAGUAUGGAUUCACAUUUCCUCUAUCAGAUGAAAGUAAAAUCAAUAGCAUGUUGUCUGAGACGGACAGAAACCGGGAAAUGUGCAAUCAGAUUGUCAGACGAGUGUUUAUUGAUCCUGUACAAACAAAUGCCGAUCCGUUACUUUGCCCUGUUGGUCGUUUAGCAUGGAAGAGCCAGGGAAUUCACAUUGAAGAUUAUAUGUUAACGUACAUUGGACCUGCUCUUUGCAGCAGUUGCAAAAUUUCGCGAAAGGAAUUCCAUGGAGCCAGAUACAUACAACCAUUCUCGCAAGAUUCGCCUAGAUUUGAGGUGAUAGUUCAAGAGGGUGGUAUGAACAGAGAUUUAGUUGUUGGUGUGGUUCGAGCAAAACAUGACGUUCACAAAGCCGCUGGGGAAGUACGCCAUACUGUUGGUUACCAUGCGUCCAACGGUCGUGUUGUUUACUUCGAUGCCUCUGGGAAACAAAAUUUCAUAGAAGGUCCUGUGGUGUAUCGUGGUGAUUUGAUUGGCUGCAGAGCCGGUUUUGAUGAAGUAAACGAGGGAAAAAUUCCAAUUUUUUUCUCUCUAAAUGGUGAAGUGGUUGCUCAGAUUUUAUUGAAGUUAGGAUCCGAAAAGUCAGACAUUUUUCCUUUUGUCGGAAUGAAGCAUAAAGGGAUUCGAGUGCUAGCAAAGAUGUGUCCAGGUGAGCGGAAGGACUCAAAUGAUCAACGAUCUUCAGGCAACUAUGAGGAUGGAUUUGGUUCAAUGUUCAACGAAACUGAGCAGACCAUGAUUCUAUACCAAACAUUUGAUUCAGUGGAGGAAAUGAAAGUGACAAGUGAUGUCCUGCUGCAGUACAUGCAAGAAAAAAUUGAGAAGAUAACAGAUGAUGUCAACUUACAGAAGGAAAAUAUCAAGAGCAUUGAAAAUACCAUCGAAAUUCAAAAUGAGAAGAUAGAAGGCAUAAACAGUACUUUGUCUGAGAUUCUUAACAUCCUAAAGGACGGAAAGAGCACACAGUAAGGCUGUUAGUCGGCAUUUUGUACAGAAGUAGAUAAUUUUGGCAUAAUUAGGAGAGACACUCGACCUAUUUAUGAAUUUAUGACUCAUGGCAAAAUUCGAUUUUGAUGUAUCAUGGACCCCAGUUUAGCUAAUCCAGGCUCUCUACGCAUAAUUCAGCAGGGGAACUUCGUUUACCCCUUUCAGUUAAUAAUUAAGCAGGUGUUAGCACAUAUUUUCCGUAACUGUUUAAGUUAAAUUAACUUACCAUACGCACACAUACAUACAACUUAAACACGAUUACACGUCAAAGCUUACUGCUUGUGAGGUCGUUUACCAACAAAAUAAAACAAAUGAUUGCAAAGGUUCAAUAUUAUAAGCUACAAUAAAGAAGAGAUCCACAUAAACUAAAAAGUCUUAAAGCACUUGUCGUGGUUGAAAAUAUUUAAAAUUCCUUAGUCUGUAAUUUGUCGUUUGCAGAGCUAACACGUUAAAAUUAAAGUCCUUAGAAGUGUAACACUUUUCUACGUUUUUCACAAAAGACCUGAUAUCUGUGCAUUCAAAGACCGAUCCAUUUGAACGUCCUAAUGUAUUCUAGAGGGUGUUUCCCCCGUAAGCAAUAGAAUUCUGCAUUUAUUCUGAAACAG
Orbicella faveolata is the source of this 6563-nucleotide messenger RNA. RefSeq lists its product as uncharacterized. Gene Ontology annotation, biological process: regulation of cytosolic calcium ion concentration; calcium ion transmembrane transport. Gene Ontology annotation, cellular component: cation channel complex; plasma membrane. The record is from RefSeq and is a predicted model, not a curated record. Gene Ontology annotation, molecular function: inositol 1,4,5 trisphosphate binding; store-operated calcium channel activity. Lineage: Eukaryota; Metazoa; Cnidaria; Anthozoa; Scleractinia; Merulinidae.